AUGCCAAAUACAAAUCAAAUUCUGUUCAUUGCCAUUAUUUCCAUCCUAUUCUCGCUGGCUAUUAUUGGCAUCUAUGUGCUCAUGAACAAAGCAAGCAACAGAAGACGAGAGCUGUUUGACUUGGAGCAACGUCUGCAAGAACAAGAAAGACAAUUAUCACUUCAAAAGAAAGAGAUCGACAUGUAUCAGCCCGCUAUGAUCAAACAAGGCCACCAAAUCAUCCAGCAAACCAAAGCAGCAGCACCUUUAGUCAUUAUGACACCCCAAAAGAAAUUGCCAAAACGUGAGUCUCUGCUUGAGAAAAUCUAUGGAUCUCGAAACAUUUCUUCGCCACCCUUUCUGCCAUCGUCCGUGCCUCAGCGACCCAGCACGAUCCGACCUCCUUCAUUUUUGCCAAUGCAAGAAAACUACAAUCCACCUGUUUAUGGCGAUUAUUGUACAUCUACACCCAUCUUAUUGAGUGAUUCAAAACAUUAG
This is a messenger RNA of Mucor velutinosus, 477 nucleotides long. RefSeq lists its product as uncharacterized. Lineage: Eukaryota; Fungi; Mucoromycota; Mucoromycetes; Mucorales; Mucoraceae. Bases 1 to 477 code for a protein of 158 amino acids. The record is from RefSeq and is a predicted model, not a curated record. The transcript has a single exon.